AAACCUUGGGCUUAUGGGAAGCCUAAUAACUUGCUAGGAGAUGAAACUUGUGUCAGUAUUAUCCAUAUGGUAUGGGUUGAUGCACCAUGUGGAUGGCAGAAAUCUUUUGUGUGCUUUGAUGACAGGAAGACUGGAGCUGACAGGUACAUUCUUAUUACUCAGUUUAUGACUUGGUAUGAUGCUCGGAGCUACUGUAAGCAGCAUCAUACAGACCUGGCCAGUGUGAGAAACCCAACAGAACACUCAAUUGUUGGGGCAUUGAACUCUGGGACCUGGACUUGGAUUGGCCUUGUAAGAGACCCCUGGUAUUGGACAGACCAGACCACCAACGUGUCCGUCAUUAAGUGGUCGCCUGGAAACGCUGAUGAUUAUCUGAAGAAUAAAAGUUGUGUCUAUUUAAAUGGUGGUCUGGCUGAUGUAGAACAGUGCUCAAACAUGAUGCCUUUCUUCUGUUAUGUAUUCCCAACACAGAAGAUCAUAAGAAUGAAGUUGAAGUCCAGUCAGGAUGUGAAUGAUCCUACAAUAAUGACAGCCAUCGAGGAGAAGCUAAAGCAGAAACUGAAGGAUUAUGGAAUGGCUGAGAACAUCACUGUGACAUGGAGAAAGCAACCAGAUGGAGUGGUGUUUCACAAGGAGGAGGAAAACAUUACUGCAGUGACUAACUAGGGAGACUUGUGAUCUCUAAAUCUCAUAUAGUGUAAAUUCUGUAGUCCACUGAUUACUUUUAGUUUGAGGACACAUAGUGUGUGUAAUAUUUUAGAGUUGUUAAAUAGAACUUUUACUAGUAAAAGAUCCCUGAGUUACUAAAGUCUGUGUAAAUGCUGUCACAAAUACAUGAGCAUGUAUGCUAAAUCUUUGCUUGUAUCAGUACGGGAUUUUUUCACUUCUGCUUGUAAGACAGUUGGUUUAGAUUUGAUUUCAUUCUGUACUUUUAAAUGUUCAACUUAUUAACUGUUUCUUCUUUCUUUAUAAGACUCUAUAUUUCAAACAGGCACUGAAUGUCAUGUUUAUUAUAGUACAUAUAUUUAUUGUACAUAAACCAACAGCCCUCUAUAUGAUCUAGAAUAUUUAUUUAGUUUUACUGUGUCUGAUUGUCCUGAGAACAUCGGACAGAUACAAAAACUCUGAUAGACUUUACUACUUUAGUGCAUUUUUAUUCCCUUUCACUGAAAAUAUGGAUGAAGAAGUAAUCAGAUUGACUUGUCAGCUUUUGCUAAAAAUGUUAACUAUUUAAAAUAAAAAGAUUCUGCACAGAACUUAAA
This is a messenger RNA of Tachysurus fulvidraco (yellow catfish), 1262 nucleotides long. RefSeq names its product E-selectin-like. The record is from RefSeq and is a predicted model, not a curated record. Bases 67 to 666 code for a protein of 199 amino acids. The transcript is spliced from 4 exons. NCBI's taxonomy places the organism in Eukaryota, Metazoa, Chordata, Actinopteri, Siluriformes, Bagridae.